AUGCAGGAUAUCGACACCCGCCUACCGUAUCGUAUUGGAUGGCCGAGCCCUCUCCCGAUUCUGCCCCUGAAAACGACUUUGAUUGAAGGUGACUACAGAAAUUCACCAGAGGAUGACCCGGAGCUCGGUGGAGGGGUUGUUUACCUGGAAGAUGAAGAUCUCACUUAUAUAAAGUGCCUAGCCUCUAUGUGGAGAAUCCUUGAUCGACAUGCAGUACAAGCUAAGAGUCUUGAAUUAGCGUUUCGCCACAGUUUGGACUCAGAGCCCGGAGAAGAUAGCGAUCGCACGUUGGUAAUCAACUGCAAAGGACGAACCGGAUCAUGGCUACACUGUCUAACAGAUAUCCGAAGUUGUUGGGGCGGAAAAGGCAUUUUCAAAAGGAUCGAGUUCCUAGACGUGGAUCAGUUGAAAGCGCCCUUGCAUUGCAUCACCGAAGAUGAUCCUGUACUACAACUGUGGGAACGCGACUACCAGUCCAAGGUAUUUGCAAUAGUGAAGGAAAGAAAUUGGCAGAGUAUCGACGUAUUCCGCUGUGGCACGGCCUCGAACAUUGCGGAGUGUCCUGCCACCGUGUUGAUUGAUGCGUAUGAUGCGUCUGAUGCUACAUGGUGGAACGAUAUCAUCCCAAAUAUCCAAAGCCAAUGCCACGGUUGGCAGGUUCGAUUGACCCAAGCGUAUGACCUAUUCCGAUCUUCCGACAAUGCAAAGGAGCCGUCGGUAUUGCGCGGUCCCUUAGGUGGCCCUUAUGGACUUGAAAAUGGGAGUAGCAUUGGUCCCAUAAACACAGCCGCGUUCGGGACUCUUGGGGGGUUUAUUAGAUUGAAACUUCCUGGGUGUGAUGUUAUACAGUUUGCUUUAACGAAUCACCACGUUGUUCGGGAUCCAACUCUUUCAGAAGAGAGAAAGGUACUAGUAUCAUCUCCAUCAAUCGUUGAUGUGGAUGAAUCAUUGUCGGCGAUUGCAGAAAGAAUACAGGGAGAGCUGGAAGAUGUCCAGAAUUCAAAUCAUCCGUCUCGCGAAGCAGAAAUUCGGGAAGUCAAGCGGUAUAUUGAAGAGAGCAAGCUACUGGCUCAUCAUAUCAAAUCCCAGGCUCAACAGCACGGACACGUUUUCUCAUCCUCGGGAGUCCGGACUCGUGAUGAGGCUGGGUGCAGCUGGAUAAUGGACUGGGCGCUCGUUCAAUUCCCUUCCACUCUCGAAACAAGCGAGAAACUCAGAGAUGCGCCAAUGACGAAGCCGGCUUGGAAAGGAAGAGAGGCUAGCACGUGGUCACCAUCCAUUCGGGCCGGGAUGCGCGUUCACUUGAAGGGAAGGUCGAGCGGGUGGGCUCGUGGCCGAGUCAAUGGUAUCAAAACAACCAUCAAGCACCGAUUUGAGCAAGACGACAAGCUUGUUUCCGCUUGGGCAUUCGAGCCUGGAGCUAAACGAGGAGACUCAGGAUCUUUUGUGUUUGUUUCAGUCAAUGGGCAGGUUGCCGGUGUCUAUUUUGGCGGCAGCAAGGGGAAGAGAAUGGGGUUCUUCAUUCCUAUGGACCUCAUCAUCCAAGACAUAGAGGAGGUCACGAAAGGGAAGGUUGUGUGGCCCCAGAAGUCAACCAUGGAGUAG
Uncinocarpus reesii 1704 is the source of this 1605-nucleotide messenger RNA. RefSeq lists its product as uncharacterized. Lineage: Eukaryota; Fungi; Ascomycota; Eurotiomycetes; Onygenales; Onygenaceae. The transcript is spliced from 2 exons. Bases 1 to 1605 code for a protein of 534 amino acids. The record is from RefSeq and is a predicted model, not a curated record.